Molecule: messenger RNA, 4014 nt
Organism: Biomphalaria glabrata
Lineage: Eukaryota; Metazoa; Mollusca; Gastropoda; Planorbidae
Product: dopamine beta-hydroxylase-like
Exons: 14
Coding region: 102-1847 (581 amino acids)
Biological process (GO): norepinephrine biosynthetic process; dopamine catabolic process; octopamine biosynthetic process
Cellular component (GO): secretory granule membrane
Molecular function (GO): copper ion binding; dopamine beta-monooxygenase activity
Source: RefSeq, a predicted model, not a curated record
CCCCCAGCCACCAAAUGUUAAAGACACAAAAAGUUGGUAGUUAAAACUUACAGUUUGGGCUGAACAAAGUUUGCCAACACAUUGACAGGUUUCAACUGGUCAUGUGGAGAUGUCACCACGCGCUGUCCAGCAUCAUUGGAUGUUUGCUGAUUUUCAAGAUGGUCAAAUGGGCUUCGGCGUUUCAGUACAAGCUACAUCUGGACUCCAAUGGUCGCUAUUUGUUCGAGUGGUCAGUGGACUACCAAAAGAACACUGUGAAUGUCCAGAUAACAGCUAAGGUAACUCAAGAUAUCUGGUUCGCUGUUGGCUUCUCUGACUACGGCAGCGUGACGUCUGCUGACUUGGUAGUUUUCUGGACUGAUGGACACGGCAAUCAUCAUUUUGUGGAUGGCUACACUAAUGACCACGGCAUCAUUCUACCCGACGACCAGCAGGAUUAUUUUUUGACCUCUGUGGCGGCUGACCACGGGGCAGUGGUGUUGGACUUUUACAGGCGCUUCAACACGUGUGACGAGCAGGACUACACAUUAGACAACGGAACCACCCAUGUCAUAUUCUUCGAGUCAGUGUAUGCCAAUGAGCUUCCAUUUGGCCAUGUCGUUAGCAGCCUGGGCCAUGCUGUCAAGCGGGUUCAGUUGCUCAAGCCUGAGCUACCUAUACCGGUGUUACCUAACGACACCUGGACGUUUGAGGUCAGGGCCCCCGAGAUUCUGAUCCCGAGUGUAGAAACAACAUAUUGGUGGCACACGACCAUACUUCCACACAUACCCACAAAUCAUCAUAUCGUUAAGUAUAGUGGAGUGAUUGCUGAAGGCAAUGAAGAUCUUGUCCAUCAUAUGGAAGUCUUUCACUGUCAAGUCCCUAAAGGUCAGAAGAUCCCUUACUACAGUGGGCCUGCAGAAAACGAGGACACACCUAAGGGUCUGGAACCGUGUCGUAGGGUCAUUGCAGCCUGGGCCAUGGGAGCACAGGACAUGGUAUAUCCGGAGGAGGCCGGGGUAUCUAUUGGUGGCCAAGACACUUCACGUUUCGCUCUAUUAGAAGUCCAUUAUAACAACCCAGAGCGAAAGUCUGGUCGUAUGGACAACUCUGGCAUCCGGUUCUAUGUGACGUCACAGCUGCGCAAGAACGAAGCGGGAAUCAUGGAACUUGGUUUAGAGUAUACAAACAAAAUGGCGAUCCCGCCAGGACAGAAAAAGUUCAAGCUGAGUGGUUAUUGUGUCCAGGACUGUACGCGCGUUGGUUUACCUCCUGCUGGCAUUUACGUGUUCGCGUCUCAGCUACACACACACCUGACAGGGAGGAGACUCUACACCAAGCACGUGCGCCAAGGCUCGGAGCUGCCGGAGUUGAACAGAGACAAUCAUUUCAGUCCACACUUCCAGGAAAUCAGAAGACUGCCUCAGCCACAUAAUGUACUGCCUGGUGACGAGCUCAUUACAACGUGUGAAUACGACACUAGAUCAAGAGACAAGGCAACUAUUGGCGGAUUUUCCAUUACUGACGAGAUGUGUGUCAACUACAUCCACUACUACCCAAGGACAGAACUGGAAGUGUGUAAAAGCUCCAUACAGACCAAUGCUCUUCAAACGUUUUUCUUUCUUCUAAAUAGGCUUGAAGAUGCAAAGGUGUAUCCCGAUGCGGGAGACAGAGCCAACUACGUAAACAUUAACUGGACGCCUGUGAAUGCCCAGCUUCUGGACGAGCUGUACGCCACCUCCCCGCUGUCCAUGCAAUGUAACAGAUCGGAUGGGGUUCGCUUCCCUGGAGACUGGGAGCACCAGAAAGUCUCAGAAAUAGCUCAGCCUUUAGUAGUACGUGAUAUCGAUACCUGCCCGUCCAGCUAGCCACGUCUGCUUCUUAGAAAAAAAAAACUAUUUGACAAAACAUGAAUUCUUGCAGGAGUAAUAUUCUUGGAAUGAUAUUAAGAAGUUAAUAUUCUUUGGAGCUUACAGAAAUUAUACCUGAUUAAGUGUCAAUGGUAGAUGGAGAUUUGAUUCUAUGUAGUGAAAUAUCAGAAAUCCUCCUAGGGACAUUCGAAAGACGUAAUCUUUUUUUUUUUUUUUUUUUUGAAGUAACGUCUGUAUUUCAUUAGGUAAGAAUUAAAAUACUUUUCAUCUUUAACGAAGAAAUAAUAAAAGGUUCAAACACUUCUAUAUAUCAAGCAUAAAUGCACAUUAUAAUUAAAUUUCAAGAAUAAAUUCACUAUAUUCACAUAAAGCUUAUGAUUAUUGACUGAAUAUUUUGAUUUUUGGACCUCUAAACUAACUCACGGUCUCUAAGUAACUGUUUAGAAAGCACUUCGACAGAGGAAAAAUUAUUUCCCUUCCACUAUCUAACCUUCUGAUUAAAAUUAUAAAGUUUCUAGAAAGCAAUGAGUAAAUAAGCUUCCAGUUUAGGAAACAUUGAUGCGUACAUCACUUGACCCUUAUAAUAAAAAGCAAAAAAAAAAAAUCAAGAGAAAUAUUGCAUUUUUUUUCAAUGAAACAGCUAUAGAACAACUGUGCAAAAAGAAUCAUUGUUCCAAUACAUCCUGAUGAGACCAGGCCGUGUAGUUCGGAUUCCUAGACAAGCGACCCUCUACAGUUCUGCAAGAAGUUUCGCAAGGCGUUGUCACACAUGAUCGCGCACUAAAUUCAUAGAGAGGGCGGAUUUUUCAGAGCCAAAAAAAAAAUAAUUAUUAGAAAUUUUUUAAACAAAACUUUAUAUUCAGAGAAGUUGUUUCAUUUUGCAUGUAAUUAAUUUUUAGUAGACCUAAACUAACAAAAUAAAUUUGUGCAAUUGGGAAUAUUUUGUAAAUUAUUUUUGUUGAAAGCAACUUUCAUGCUUAUAAUAUGCUCAGUAAGCUAUGAUGUUGAAUCACUUUUGUAGACCAACGGGAUGGGAGAAAAAGGCAUCCGGGAGAAGGUUCCCGUGCUACUUUUUCAAAAUCUAAAACAAAAGAUUGCUCGAGUCUUAAUUUGAAUUCGAGUCUACAGGAUGGAAUGCCGACUAAUUAGCCACUGAGCUAUCCAAGUACUUACAAAAGUAGUUUUUACAGCCUUUUGUUAGCUUAAAACGUGUAGAGAACGAACUAAUUAUCUAUACCAGACUUAUCUCCUCUAAGCUUAGUAGACCCUAAUGUCUCUCUACUAAAUAUUCAUUACGACUAAUUGAUUAACUGAUUGUUGUUUUUUUAAUUGAUUUAUGUGUUGUCAUUGAAAAUGAAUAAUACCUCAAAAUUUCAACUUGGUUUUAGAUAACAUGUACAAGACUAAACCCAGACAGACAGAGGAAUUGAUAAAAUCUUUGUAAAAGUAUUUGACACUAAUGAAAGGUUAUAUAAAAUUAAUACACAACCAUCGUAAAAAAUGAAAUAGGCAAAGCUAAAAUCUAUAAAUUAAUAAUAAAUUAACUUCUUGAAAAAAAUCUUUAAAAAUAUAUAUUUCAGAGCUAGCAUCACAAAGAAACAAGUCUUAGGAUCUCUUUAAUUCAUCUAGUUCUAGUGUUUAAUCUAUCACUUGUUAACCGAUUGUUUAAUUUGUAUGGAACUUGACGUAAUUUUUUAAACUGCGCAUCGCUACUUUGUUUCGUUAUUUGGAUUUACUUUUGUUAGUGUAACUUACGAAACAGUUUGUUGGAACUCAAAUAUGAGGCUUUGUAAUACACGCAGAGAGCUUCAGAUGUUAUUCAAACGCAAAAGGUAUAACCCUCUUUCAGAACGGGACAUCCGCAAGUUAGACAAGCAAACUUGGUGUUGCGUAUGUUUAUAUUGGCAAAUAAAUAAGUGAAAUUAAUAUAAUCUCAACUUUAUUUUUCUUGGUUUUUGUUUGAUUUUUGUUUAACUGAGACUUUUCCACAGCUUAAUUAAUCUAUACUGAAAAUAAAUAAAAACUCUUUUAUCAUUAGCGUGAAAUUCUUGGUAGAAUAUUGAACCACCUUUUUUUUUUCUAAAAGAAAAAAUAUAUAGGCCUAAGUUGUUUUACAAUUAUCUGCCAAAUAUGUAACAUACACAAAGCCUUCGCAUAGAUAUGG